Trematosphaeria pertusa is the source of this 1188-nucleotide messenger RNA. RefSeq lists its product as uncharacterized. The coding region runs from base 1 to 1188 and encodes 395 amino acids. The transcript has 6 exons. The record is from RefSeq and is a predicted model, not a curated record. Lineage: Eukaryota; Fungi; Ascomycota; Dothideomycetes; Pleosporales; Trematosphaeriaceae.
AUGAAGACCGUAUACUCACUCCUUACCCUCCUCUCCGUAUCUUUCGUUGCUGCCGGGCCGCUGCCGGCACACCUUGGGCGAAAUGCUCCGAUAAUGAAGCGAACGGAGCACCUCGUCGAACCCGCUCCUACCCAUGCUAUGCCUCCUCCAGCUGCGGAAGGGGUGGAUCCCAAUAAAGCGGCAGCGGAUGCGGCUGCCGCGGAACACAAGGCAAAGGCAGAUGCUAUGGAAGCUAUGCACGUAGCAGAAGCCGAAGCGAAAGAGAAGGCUCACCAAGAGGCUGCCGCACAGAUGGAAGCGAUGCAUGUUGCGGAAGCCCAGGCGAACGACCAAGCCGACCAAGAAGCCGCCGCCCAGAUGGAAGCAAUGCAUGUGGCAGAAGCUGAAGCCAAAGAGAAAGCUCACCAAGAGGCAGCUGCACAGAUGGAAGCAAUGCACGUCGCGGAAGCAGAAGCCAAGGACAAGGCUCAUUUAGAAGCCGCCCUCCAAGCAGAAGCCGAACACAUCGCAAAGCUAGAAGCGGAAGCCGCAGCCCACAAAGCCGAAGCAGACAGGAAGGAACUCGAACAUCAGCAAGCAGCUCAGCAAGCGGAGAUCGAACACCAACAGGCAGCGCAGCAGGAGGCUGAGCAGGCACAGGAGACGGCUAUGCCUGAGCCUCCUCCAGCGCCUAUGCCCACGGAGGUGCUUGCAUCGGAGCAUGUGGCUACGCCUACCAGCGCUGUGGAGCACGUAGCUAUGCCUACGGUCGUCGUAGAAGAAGCUGAGCCCACGAGCGUCGCGGAGCAUGUCGUGGCGGAGUCUACACCGGCGGUAGCGCACAUAGCCGAGACCACCAGCACCGUGGAGCACGUCGCUAUGCCUACGGUCGUCGUACAAGAAGCCGAGUCCACGAGCAUCGCGGAGCAUGUCAUGGUCGAGUCUGCAACGGCGGUGGAGCACGUAGCCGAGACCACCAGCGUUGUGGAACACGUAGCGCCUACAUCAACCGGGGCUCCGGAGCAUGUGCCCACGCCAGCACCGACCGAGGCAGCAGUACUAGAACACCCCGGGAACGCCGAAGAGAGUGUCGAAGUCGAGGUUCAAGUCGAACAUCCGGCCGUCAAUGAUACCGAGCCGGCCGCGAGCAAUGCCACUGUUCAUGAGAGGAGGGCGAGGCGAAUGCGCCAUGCUGCGAGGCUGUAUUAG